Oryzias melastigma (Indian medaka) is the source of this 2209-nucleotide messenger RNA. Its product is annotated as butyrophilin subfamily 2 member A2. The transcript has 3 exons. The record is from RefSeq and is a predicted model, not a curated record. The coding region runs from base 60 to 770 and encodes 236 amino acids. Lineage: Eukaryota; Metazoa; Chordata; Actinopteri; Beloniformes; Adrianichthyidae.
GGAAGUAGCGAUGUUUCGCGCAUGCGUGGUACCAUCUGGGUUAUCGAGACGACCUUAACAUGCCCGCACUACUUAUGAAGAACGCAUCCAAAUCUCCAACGAUGUGGUUCUGCGGUUUGGUUCUGCUCCUCGUUCUGGUCGGUUCGCCUGUUUCCGGAACAUCAAAUCCGAUCACUGCUGAACCUGGAGACGACGUCACUCUGAGAUGUGAAGAUCCAAACAUUGACCAGAAACCAGUUUUUGAGUGGACCAGAACUGACCUGCAGGAGAAAGAAAAUGUGUUCUUUUACAGAGAUAACCGUCCUUAUCUUGAUGAUCAGCAUGAAUCUUUCAAGAACCGAGUGUCUCUGAAGAACAGUCAGAUGAAGGAUGGAGAUCUGUCUGUGGUUCUGAAGAACGUGACCGUUAAUGACACUGGAACAUACCAGUGUAGAGUCUUAAAGGGAUUAUCUGCUGAUCAAAAUACUCCCAUCUCCACCAUCCUCCUGUCGGUGUCUCCUCCAGGAGAGGAAGGUGGAGGAGGAAAUGAAGGAGGCAAAGAUGAACAGGGAGGAGGAGGAGAUAAAGAUCAAGUCAAUUGGAGUCUUCUUGGUCUGAUUGUUCUGCCAGUUCUGGUUCUUGCUCUGGGUCUUGUUCUCGUUGGUCUCUGGAUCUACAGGAAGAAAAAAGGUUCAAAUCAAAGUUCCAGAGGUUCCAACGACCAGAAAAAUCCUGAAUGUGGUCUUCUGAACUCAGAUUCUAAAGCAGGGAGAAACGCAACAAACAUUUAACCUGUGGUCGGAAGGUCUCUCCUGUUCCUGAUCUGGAUCUUCUCUGCAGGUCAAAGACUGAAACAUUUCCAAGUAAAAGUCCAAAGAGUCCAAAGUUUCUUCUAAGAACCUCUAUACUCUCAUGGAAUAAUUGUUACAGAAGUUGAAAGUUUCUCCUCCGAGUAACGCUGGAUGUUCCUGAAAGUGGAGAUCAGCUGCAGAGAAGAUGAACUUCUUCCUGUUUCCUGUCAGCUGCAUCUGUUGGUGUUUCAGAUCAGAUGUUUGUGUUCCACAGCGUUGAUCUGCUGGUUCAUUUGAUGGUUUGGUUUGACCGUCAACAUUCCAGCAUUUCAACAUGGCCGCCUUGUUGCUAAGCAGCUGUUGUGAAUGUGCUAGCUCGCUAACGUUAAGGGUUCUUCAUGUCAGCAGAUUGGACCAGACUGGAUCAGAAAAACUGUUUCUGUUCAAAUAUUUAUGGAUUAAUGAAACGUUCUCAGCAGGGUUUUGGUUACAUUUAGAUCUGGGCGAUGAAACAAUAACGAUAGAAAUCGCGAUAUAAUUAUUCCUCAAUAGAGAAAUGAGUCUACUGCGAUAGACUUUUAUUUUGAAAAUGGACUCUCUCCAGUAGCAGCGUUUUCUUCUCUUUGAGUUAAAGUUAGAGAGUAAAUGUUUGUAUCUAAUUAUUUAUGUUUAUUAUACCUUUGGUCAAAGGAAAACUACAAAGAUGGUGUGAUAAGCCCCGCCCCUUUCCCUCAUGAGAGCUCUCCAGACAUGAAACAUAACAACAAUCGUCCAAAUCUUGAUGUUUUCAGGCUGUUUUUAUCAUUUCAUAUAAAUGUAACGACAUGGAGACAGAAUUAACAAAUCUCCAGUAAAUCUAUUUUUCAAUAUUUGAGUUUAAAUUCACAGUUAGACGACAGAGAAGUUCAUAAUAAAGUUACAAACCUAAAGUAUUUCUGUGUAUAAUUUAAUGUUCUGUAAAGCCUGAAAACAUUAGAAUUAAUACUUUGUUUCUAAUGAAUUGAACAGUUUAUUGGUCAAUUUUAUGUUUUCUAACUUGAAACCUUUAGUAUUCAUUUUAUUUUGAAAACUAGUUCCAUCAUUUUCAGAGCUUCUGUUAUGUUGAACGUUUGACAGGAAACAAGUAUUUAAAUCUGAACAAGCUGAUCAUUUAUAUCUGAGUCCAGAUGUAACAUCUGUAGUUAUUUAGUUGAUAUCAUGAUAAAUAUUGUUAUCUCGAUAUGAAAAUCACUAUAUGGAGAUGUAAAAUUCCAUAUCUUCCAGCCUCACUUUGGUGUCUCGGUGGGCCUUAAACUGUUCAUCCAAACAUGUUUCCUUCAGAACCUCCAGCCGGGUCAGCCGGACCCUAAAUGACCUUUAGGUCUCUAGCCGGGAUGAUCAUCUAAAGUCUGCUAGCUACACGUUUCUAGAGUUUCAAAGUAAAACAGUUCUUCACUUUA